UCUAAAUCCGUCGCUUCCAGUCCAACAAACGUAAAGGAGCAAAAGUUAUGAUGCUUAGCACUUAGUGCGACCCUAUUAAAAAAAAAAAAUUCUCCGCGCAGCGAAAUUCUCAACUGCUCAUUUAGAAUCCCUACUUCAUCUUGCUGUUGUUAGUGUUGUUUGUUGUCGAUUAUAAUAUAGUUACCUUUUAGUCUGUGCAGUGCUUGUGUUAUCAAGCAUUCAAUUAAUUUUAAGGUUACAUUUUUAAUCAAGUUAAGCCAAAGCAACGUACCAAGAUGUCCUAGGCGGCUUUCCAUAAAUUACUGUAAAUCAGUAUUUGGGUGGUUGUCACAUAUUACAUUUUGGUUUUAAAAGGGGGGGGGGGGUGGGGGUUAAAGCAGUAUGACAUCACAUAAGAAGUACAACUUUGAACAUAGUUUGGUAUUUUAAAAAUUAAUGAACUAAAUUAUUAAAGUAACUUAUGCCAUAAUUUAUUAAUAGGGGGGGGGGGGGGUGGGGGUUAAAGCAGUAUGACAUCACAUAAGAAGUACAACUUUGAACAUAGUUUGGUAUUUUAAAAAUUAAUGAACUGAAUUAUUAAAGUAACUUAUGCCAUAAUUUAUUAAUACUUCUACUUGGCUAAACCAAUUUUAAUUUUUUAAACAAAUGAGACAAAUGAUUUAUGAUUAUGUAUCUUUCAAUUGUAAAUAUUUUAUUGAUUGUGUUUGAUACAAUUACAAUGUUUUUUAUAUAUAUACUGUGAUCACAUAAUUACUACAGAGCAAAUUAGUACUGUGUGGAACUAGCAGUCUCAUACCUGUAAACUAAUUCUCUACAUCCCAUACAUAUGUCCAAAACGGGCUCUGACAGUUGUUGCUAUGGUCCAUGACUUUCACUAUCGUUUCAGGACAGCAUGGCAUGGAGGACAAGAGUUGAAGGUGCAGUGAUAUUCAUGAUAAAUCAUGUAAAAAUAGUAGAAGAGGGCUUUAGAGAAGAGUCUGGGAGUUAGGGGUCUGUGAAAGAACGAAAAAUAGUCAACAGGAGAAAUAAUUUUUAGUAAAUGAUCAAGAGAAAGUUUUUUGACAAGUGCAGUGAUUCUAUAGCCUAUAUCCAUAGAGUAGGUAAAUGUUUGAGUUUGUAAAUGGAAAGGUUACAAACAAGACAGGGGUGAACUGAGUGAAUUUCUCUACUGAACUACACAGACCUCAGGAUUUUUUUUGUGUAGGAAACAGAAGCACAACUAUAUUUAAAUUUUAAAAUAAUGAAGUUUCUGAAAAUUGUUAUCAAAAUUUGCAAAUAGUAGUAGUUUUUGUGGAUUAGAUGACAUUAAAAUAGCAGAUAACUAUUAGUAUAAGGCAGAUUGACAUUGGACAAGAUAAUGAGAUUAAACAAUAUAUAGAUUUUAAGACAUCAGAGUCAGAGCGCGGUGAGCAUGCUAAAAUAUCACGGACACAAGUGCUAUAAAAGUACUUAAUCAUCAUCAGUUACAAUGAAAUUGAAUGAUUUCAAGAUUUAAAUGUUUAAAAUUAUUUAUUUUUUUAUGGGAAAACAGAUUUAUAAUGUAAUAUUUGUUUACGGGGGUGGGUAAUUUGUGAUUCUAGGGAAGGGUGUUGUAACAGCUUAGGGCCUACUAUAAAAUGUAUUUUAUUUUAUUAAUAAAUAUCAAGUAGGUAGGCAUAAGCCUAAAGAAAUCAAUUAAACAUUAGGCCCUUGUUAUUUUUGUUCUUAAUAAUUUUCUGGGGUGGCUGGAUGGAAAUGUGAGGUCUAAAUUGCCUUAUUUCCAAUCUUUGUGGAUUGAAGUUCAAACCCCCCCCCCCUCCCACCCAAAAAAAAAAAAGCCUAGACAAGCAAUAAUAUCAGCAGCCCCCCUAGGUGAAUGGGACUAGUACCUUGGAUGGCAACUCAUCUAAGGGGAGAACUCUGAAUUCAAACCUGGACUACCAUAGGUGGUAUGACAUUAACUUAAUGAAAAUUCUGGCAACUCCUGAAACGCUACGGGUACUAAGCUGUAUCAUCCAGAUGCAUGGAGAGAGGUGAUUUGCUGUUUGGGAAACAAGUUAUCCUCCUAAAGAAAAAUCCCAGGCCUUAUGAUUCUGUCCUGUGAAGUAUACGCCAUCGUCACAUUGUGGCAGACUAAUUUUCACAACUUGCCUUGCCUUAGUCAUCCCUGACCUAAGACUGAUGAGCCCAAUUUAAAAAAAUAAUUCAUUUUUGCUUUACUAAGCAUAUUAGUACCCGGUAGUGGUUAUUUGCUCAUUAUUUAAUACUGUAUGGCAUGUGUAAUAUGUUAUUUAUUUCAUAUCAUCCCUGUAGCGUUCUAAACAUUCAAGUCAGGUUUUCCAAAUUUUACUGAAUAACCUAAUAACUUUUUAACUUUUAAAACAUUUGGUUAGAUCUUGUGACAGCAAAAUAUACUUUCCACUAAUGCAGUUUAAAUAUUUUUUUAACUCCUUAUAUUUUCUCCCCAGUCUUACAUCACAACAUUUCCUAAACAGUAGCUAAAUUGGGAUUUGAAGAAAAUGCUAUUAAGGAAAAUAGCCAAUCACAAACUCUUGAUUAACUGGAAAAAAUGCAACUGGUAUUCUCAGUUUUCACAUUUAGCUUGCGAAGAAAAUAGACCAAAACGCGCAGUCUUUGUCUCAACGUCCGACAGCAUAUUUGAAAACUUGGCUUUAGAGGAAUGGCUUUAUGAGCGAACAGACUUCUCAAAAGCAGAAAUUCUACUUAUUUGGCGGAACCGUCCUGCUCUUGUAUUUGGAAGGCAUCAGAACCCAUGGCUGGAGGCUAAUGUACCAUUCGCUGCAAGCAAGGGAGUUUGUAUUUCUAGAAGGUUUCCAAUUCUUUUUGAAACAAGUUGUAUGAUAGGUAUAAUGAAUCCUCAUUAUAUGAAUUUUAAAACAAACUAAAUGUCUGCUGAUUAUUUUAAAAAGAAAUUACUGGAUAAGUGGGAAUCACAUUAUAUCUACUUCUAAUCUAAUUCCAAUCUACUUCAGUAACAAAUAACAUUGCCAUAUGAAAUUGAGAUUUGUAGGUAAAAUAUUUAAAAAAAGUAUAAAAAAAAAUUUUCAUUUAAGUAAAAGAGUUUACCUGUAGCAGUUUGAGUUAUAAAAAUAAAAAUGUGAUUUACUGAAUUGCAUUGUAAAGCAGAAAAUUGAAAUACCCUAUUAAGUUUGAUUGAAACUCUUGUUGAAAGAAUUCUUAUCUAACAACAGAUCAAGUGGAGGUGGCACUGUAUACCACGAUGAGGCCAACCUCAACUUGUCCUUCUUGACCACUCGCAAGCGAUAUAAUAGAAGGGUCAACCUUGACCUCAUUGUUGAUGCCCUGAGAAAGAAAUGGGACAUAGACCUUAGUGUAAACCAGCGGGAUGACAUUAUGCUUGACAGAUUUUAUAAGGUCAUAAGAAUUCUUGAAUGCAAGUUCUACCCACUGAACAAAUAGAUCAAUUAAAAAACUCUUUUAUGAUACAGAUGGGCCUUUACAAAAUUAUACAGGAUUGUUUCAUUUAAUAAUGUUUAAGUUUUUGUCAAAGUGAUUAAAUAAGAUUUGUUAUUUUUAAUAAUGAAAAACAAAUUAUAAAAAUAUUAUUCCUUUAUUCUCCCAACACUGUAAUUGUCCUUAUUAACUGAAUGCAUUUUAAAUUCUUAGUUAAUAGGCGUUGUCCUUAAAGUAUGUCACGAUCAGGAGGGUGGUCUAAGAAAGUGUGACAGUUUGUGACACAAAGGUGUGUGGGGGGGGGGAUAGAUCAUAUGUGAUGUCAUACAUUUAUACAUUUUUUUAUCAUACAUAUAAAAGCUGAAUUGACAUUGAUGUUUAACUUUCUGUUGGAUGCUUUCUAACAGAUUUUUAUUCAGUACUUAGUAGUGUCUCUUUUUACUUGUGAAGUUUGUUUAAAAUUGAAUUUUAAUUAGUUGGUAACUUUUAGAACAAUUUUUUUUAUAUUUUAGACGCGUGACAUACUUUAGGUGGGAGGGUGGGGUAAGAAUUAUGAAGAGCCCCUAAGACUUCUUUUAAAUAGCAUUUUCUUUCCAGACAAUAUUUCCUGUAUCAGUGUUGAUGUUUGAAGUGUUAACCAAAAUCUUUAGUAUUAGUGCCUUUGAGAUACCCAAACUUUCACCAAACAUUUUAACUUUAAAAAAACCUAUCUCUUUUAAAUAUCUUUUAACCUCUUCAGGUGUCGGGGACUGCAGCAAAGCUUGGCCGACUGCAAAGCUACCACCACUGUACCCUGUUGAUUAAUGUUGACCAGUGUAUGCUGAAACGCUGCCUAGACUCCCCGAUGGUGAGAUCUUCUCCUUUUUUAAAAAAAAAAAAAACAUACCAAGAAAUGUUUUGCAAAGUUUCAUUAUUUAUUAUGUUAACUUCCGUAUAGGAAAUCAUUUGUCCUCCAUUACACUUACACUUGACUAAUAAUAGGAAAAAAAUCCAUGAAACCAAAACAGUUCUUCGGACAUGUUUAAAAAAUAGAGUGAAUACAACAAAUGUCAAUGUGAGGGAUAUUAAAAUCUUAGCUUCUGUAGUAUCAAUAGGCACCUGACAUAUGCUUUUAAAUAGAGUUGCGUGUACAGUGAAGACAGUGGGUCUGGAAAUCUCCAGUUUUUGUUUUGUUGUAUCAGUGAUUUUUAUAGUAUUAGCCUGUGUCUUGGUGUCUUUUUUUUUAAACUUCAGUGCAGACUAUUUUUGUCUUUCAUCUGCAUCCCUUUUCCCAGAAUUUUUUAAUUUGUAAAGGGUUAUUUUUUAUUACUUAAUGAUGUAUUUGUUUUAAAAAACUUGAAUCUUUAUUUCAUAUAAUCUAAUGAAAUGGUGCACAUUUCUUUUUUUUUUAAUCAUUUGCCAGAUAGGUGCUGAUAGCAAAGCUACUAAGAGCACUCCAGCAUCUGUGAUGAAUUUGAAGGAUAAAGUACCAGACAUGAACUUUGAACUCCUGGUGAAUGUCAUAGGAGAACAUUUUCUUCAGAUGGGCGGUUGCGAGGUAGGCAUAUAAAUAUAUACAACAAAGCAGCCAUUUUUACUAUCCAUUUUCCUAAUGAAAUUAAUUGAAUUUAAAAAAAAUCAUGGUUAUGGUUAUCUGAUCUUCUUAUGAGCUUGAUGAUAACUUCCAUAAUAAAAGUCAUUAUGAUGUCAUCUGACAAUGUUUAAAAUAAGGCAUAAAAUUUCAUUUCAGAAGAAUCUGCAGAGCUUUCAGGACAUCAAUCCUAAUAAUGAGUCUAAUUUUCCAGGAAUUACAGGAAUUCUGCAAAGACUUCAAUCCUGGGAGUGGGUCUAUGGAAAAACCCCUAAUUUUUCCAUUAAUAGAACUUUUGUAGGGCCUAUAUGUUCAAUGGAAAAAUUCUCUUUAAAAGUUUCAAUUAACGUUGAGAAAGGGGCAAUUAGUUUAACAACACUUGAGCUUGAAAAUGCUGAUAGUAUAGACAGACAUUUAUCAGAUUUCACACAAACUUUGCAUAUGUGUUACUCUGAAAAUGCCAAUAACUUAAAAUUAUCCCAUCCCAAUUUAUUAGAGCUCCAUAAUAAAUGCCAAGAAUAUUUAUUGUCAAUUGUAGGAGAUGAGCAUAAAAAUGUUCAGUUGGGUCAAUGGAUAUUAGACUCUGUGAUGACAUGCUUUAAAUUUGUGUAAAUAAUUGUAAUUAUCAUAAUGGAUUUGUUAGUUUAAUUUGGAUUAGAUUAAUAUUGCCAUGUAACGCUAACGUAAAUUAAAAAGAUAAUUGAUAUAACCAGAUUAUAUUUAUAAUUAUGAACUUUAAAUAUAUACAAUACAAUUUUGAAGGCUAACUCUGAGAGAUGUUUGUUUUUAAUCAUAAGAUAUUACACACCAAAGUCAAAUAGUCUGGUAACUAGAGUCAAUGAUGUUUCAUGUAGUCAUAGAUAUUACACACCAAAGUCAAACAGUCUGGUAACGAGAGUCACUGUCACUGAUGUUUCAUGUAGAUAUUACACACCAAAGUCAAAUAGUCUGGUAACUAGAGUCAAUGAUGUUUCAUGUAGAUAUUACACACCAAAGUCAAAUAAAACUGCGAACAAAAAUGCCUUAGUAUAUUUUUUUAUUUCAUAAUUUUUCAAGUUUAAAAAAAAUUCCAUAUUGCCAUCCACAAAUAAAAAUCUAGAGCAAAUGAUUUAUUUGUUUACAGGCAAUUUUAUUUAGUUUCAGAAGGUGGGAUGUCUAAUAAUCUUAAAACUGCAUACCAAAGUUGAAAAGAUGUCUACGCAUAGCGGUCAUUAAACAAAAUAUAUAUUACUGGGAUUUCCCUCCCUGACCAUUGAGUGUUUAUAAUUUUAUCAGACUUGCAUCAAACUUCUAAGAAUUAUAAAUUGUAGUAUUUAAAUCCCCCAUAAUGCAGUUGCACUUAAGGAAUGUGUCAUGUGUGAAACAAAAAGUCAUUUGAGCUUUGACAGUUCUCUUAUUUAGACUAAAAGGGCACUUAACAGUCUUUUUAAAGAAAAAUUUUCUUAUUAGGCAAAGCUUGCUCUCACAUUAACGUCCUAAUGCACCUUUUAUCUGUAUAAUUUCAUUUCUAUCCCUAACUUUAUCUUUGCAUUAAUUUACAGCAUGCGAAAAAAUAUCCUGUAAAGAAAUGAAUAAGAAAACUACUGUAAUCAUAAUUUUAAAAACUCAAAUGAGCAAUAAUACAAUGUUAAUUAUUACUGAUUAUUAAAUGUAAUAUCCGUUAAUGACUAAAUGUAAGGGAGACAAUUUGUGAUGAACAAUGAAAUAAUCAACUUUCUAAAUACAGACAGGAAACAUGAGCAUUUUUUUUGUUUAUGUACAGAAAUGGUGUUCUGUUUGUAGCACAUUGGAUAAAGGCAACUGAUUUCCUCAUGCUUUUUUGGUGCUGGUGAACAAUAGGGAUAACAAUUGUCCAAAUGGAAAUGGCAGCCAUCGUCUAACACAUAUUGGAAAGGGGGUGGGGGGAGUACAGAACGUUAUGUUAAUAAGUUAUAACAGAAUGGGCAACUUUCGUGUUUAAUUAAGUGAAACAUAAUGUAAUAUCCUGAAAAGUGAGGACGUUUUGAGAACCAUGCUACACUGAUUUUAUCCAAGAAUUUUAUGGACAACAGAGGGGGAUUUGUAAGCUAAAGACCAGAUCUGACUGACCAACAUAAUCUAUCUGGUUCAUAGUGUCAUCAAUAAAUUCAAAUUCAGUAGAUGAAUUAAAAAUAUUUCCAACCCAUGACCUGAAAAAACAAGUUAAUAUUCAGAUAAAAUCUAGUCAUGUGCCAAUUAAGGGUGUUAGAAAUCAUCCUCACCCCCUCCUGCUCAACAGCUGUCUCAUAAUAUUUAAGUAUAGUGUUUAUUAAAAAUAUGACACAUGGUGAAAAGAAAAAUGAAAAUCAUUCUUUUGACACGCA
Molecule: messenger RNA, 7326 nt
Organism: Lymnaea stagnalis (great pond snail)
Lineage: Eukaryota; Metazoa; Mollusca; Gastropoda; Lymnaeidae
Source: the annotation of a GenBank genome assembly